AUGCUGCUGCUCCUGAUAUUGAUGACCCGGUGCUGUAGACCAAGAGACUCCUCCUGCUGGGCUACUGGUAACUGCUCAGCACUCUCAAACUCCCCCCAUUCAUCGUCGUCUGCGUCUUCGUCGUUACUACCCGGAGGUGGUUCCGUCGUGGCAUCAAAGAGCACCUCGGCAUCAUUGCUCGCCCGCUCCAGUGCAGGUGGCUGCCAGGAUUCAAAUAUCGAGGUCUGUGGCGCAGUAGCAUCUCUUGGGUCGGCAUCCGUGUCUAACAAAGCACCUGGCUGUCCCUUGACCGGGCCGGUUGUCGACAAGUUGGCAUUUUUUGGGGCAGUGGUGGGCUGCGAUGAGGAAUCAGGCUGUCCAAACGCCGCAAAGAGAUCUGCUGACAUCGUUUGGCGGUGGCCACUCCUUCUUCUCUGUCUUACACUGUCAACCAGAGUCCAAGGCGCCCAGGAUCCUUUCCCUCGGGACUGCUUCCCCUACAUCCCAUGCGUCCUCGCUGCGUCCUUGGAUAUCUUAUCCAGCGUGGGGAUGUAUGUUGUUUAG
Messenger RNA from Trichophyton rubrum CBS 118892, 543 nucleotides. RefSeq lists its product as uncharacterized. The record is from RefSeq and is a predicted model, not a curated record. The coding region runs from base 1 to 543 and encodes 180 amino acids. The transcript has a single exon. Lineage: Eukaryota; Fungi; Ascomycota; Eurotiomycetes; Onygenales; Arthrodermataceae.